Messenger RNA from Rhododendron vialii, 1463 nucleotides. RefSeq lists its product as uncharacterized. Gene Ontology annotation, molecular function: ATP binding; ATP-dependent peptidase activity; metalloendopeptidase activity. Gene Ontology annotation, biological process: proteolysis. Lineage: Eukaryota; Viridiplantae; Streptophyta; Magnoliopsida; Ericales; Ericaceae. The transcript is spliced from 7 exons. The coding region runs from base 149 to 1147 and encodes 332 amino acids. The record is from RefSeq and is a predicted model, not a curated record.
GCGGUUGAGAAUAAAAGCCAAAGCAACGAGAACUCUUUCAUACCAUAGCAAUGGAGCAGUCUGUUACUACUUAUUACGAGUACCCACUGCUCCAUUUUUAUACUGUAUAUUUUUCUGGGUACCGUGCAGAUUCUGUUUUAUUCUGUGAAUGGGCAUUGUGGUCCAUCACGCGGGCACGUCGCCUUACUGGCGACCCAGAUUGCCCGGUUUCAGAGUCUUCAGUUCGUCUGAGACGGCGGUGUUGCGGUGGCAAGUGUUGGAACAAAUUGACAAGGAGCUGAGUAAAGGAGACGACAGGGCUGCACUUUCCCUUGUCAAGGAUUUGCAGGGCAAGCCUGGGGGAUUUCGCUUUUUUGGUGCUGCUAGGCAGGUACCCCAGAGACUCUAUGGUUUGGAUGAACUAAAACUGAACGGAAUAGAAGCUUCAUCUCUGCUGUCACCAGUAGAUGCAACUCUUGGUUCUAUUGAAAGAAACCUGCAGCUUACUGGUCUUGUAGGAGGAAUAUCUGCAUGGAAUGUGUUUGGAUUGAAUCCACAACAAAUCUUCUACUUCUCUGUCAGCUUGCUGUUUUUUUGGACAUUUGACGCGGUUUCUUUUAAUGGUGGAAUCAGCAGCUUGAUUCUUGACACAAUUGGCCACACGUUUAGUCAAAAGUACCGCAAUAGGGUUGUCCAACAUGAAGCUGGCCAUUUCUUAAUUGCCUACUUCCUGGGAAUACUUCCAAGGGGAUAUACGCUCUCAAGUUUGGAAGCUUUGAAGAAGGAAGGAUCUCUCAACGUUCAAGCGGGGACUGCUUUUGUGGAUUUUGAGUUCCUUGAAGAAGUAAAUGCCGGAAAGCUAACAGCCACAAUGCUGAAUAGGUUUUCGUGCAUAGCACUAGCAGGUGUUGCAACUGAAUAUCUUCUCUAUGGACAGGCUGAGGGAGGCCUUGCAGAUAUUAACAAGUUGGAUAUGCUGCUAAAAGAUUUGGGUUUCACUCAGAAGAAAGCAGAUUCACAGGUCAGAUGGGCUGUUCUUAACACUAUCCUAACGUUGCGUCGCCACGAAGGAGCACGGGCGAAACUAGCUGAGGCCAUGUCUGAGGGAAGAUCUGUGGGCUUUUGCAUUGAUGUUAUUGAGAAAACUACAAAUGCUGCAGACAUUUAGGUUCAACUAUGUUUUGGCACACAACUAUGUUUUGGAACAUCCCACACAAUCAUUUUCCCCCCUCCUCUUGUUGGAAAACUGUAAUUAAUCUCUCUCUCUCUCUCUCUCUCUCUCUCUCUCUCUCUCUCUCUCUCUCUCUCUCUCUCUCUCUCUCUCUCUCGGCCUUUGAAAUGUAACGUACUUGUUCACAAAAGUAAGGCUAAGGCUAAUCUUUUGCUCUUUUGGGAAUUACUUGUGUUUUAGAUGGUUUAAGUAGUAUUAGUUUGAGUGGUCUAUUGGGAAAUAGUUUUGUUUUAGAUGGUUUGAAUUUAUGAGU